Mytilus californianus (California mussel) is the source of this 5667-nucleotide messenger RNA. Its product is annotated as ATP-binding cassette sub-family C member 5-like. Gene Ontology annotation, biological process: transmembrane transport. Bases 92 to 4411 code for a protein of 1439 amino acids. Gene Ontology annotation, molecular function: ATP hydrolysis activity; ABC-type transporter activity; ATP binding. Gene Ontology annotation, cellular component: membrane. The record is from RefSeq and is a predicted model, not a curated record. The transcript has 34 exons. NCBI's taxonomy places the organism in Eukaryota, Metazoa, Mollusca, Bivalvia, Mytilida, Mytilidae.
UUAUGUUUUAUCAAAUGUUUACUUUCUUUUCGGACUUGGGAUUAUGACUUGUGUUUCUGAAUCGUGGAAAACAGUGCCUUGAUUAAGAACAAUGUCCGAUAAAGAUGAUAAAGAUAUAUCAGCCAAGUUGUUGACUGAAAAAGAACUUGACAAGCAUCCUGGAUCUCCCUCUGCAGAUUGUGAUGAUGUUCUUGUGGAUGAUGAUGAGGAGAUAGAUAGUUUGUUAGAUAUUGAAUGCCAGCUUGAGUCAACUGUAGAUCUAAGUGCGUACAGAAAACGUCAAGGACUGAAGAAAUACAGGAAUACUGUCAAAUAUCUUAAACCAAUCAGAUUUGAGAAAAGUCCAAAAGAUGAGAUCCCAGAAGGAACUGCUGGAUUGCUUUCAUUGUUAACAUAUGCAUGGCUGACUCCUAUUAUCUGGAAGCUUUAUAAAAAGGGGGAGGGGUUUCUUGCACAUAUGAGAUGCAGCGAUAUUGACAGAGCAGAGAUCAAUGGUGAAAGGCUAGAAAAGUUAUGGAUGGAAGAGUUAGCUAAGAAAGGACCUGAUAAAGCGUCGUUUUCCCGAGUUAUUUGGAGGGCUACGAGAACUAGAGUGAUUAUUGGAGCCCUGACCAUCAUGUUGUCUGUAUCCUUUAGCUUUGCUGCUCCUGCAUUUGUUAUGCGUCAGUUACUAAGUGACCUAUCUAAGGGUCAGAUGAGUCUAGGCUAUGGUAUGUUAUUAGUUGCGGCCAUAUCUGGAAUGGAGUUUUGUAGAUCUAUGCUAUUUGCUGUUGGAUGGGUUAUCAAUUAUAAAACUGGUGUUAGAAUGAGGGGAGGAGCUUUAAGUCUUCUGUUUAAAAAAAUAUUGAAAUUGAGAGGUUUAAAAGACAAGACUGUUGGAGAGCUUGUCAACAUUUGUAGUAAUGAUGGUCAACGUUUGUUUGAUGCCUGUGCCAUCGGACCUCUAUUAUUUGGUGGACCUGUUGUAUUGGUCUAUGGGACGAUAUAUACAGUAUUCCUUAUAGGACCUUGGGCUUUAGUUGGCAGUGCAACUUUUCUUGCUUUUUAUCCAUUCAUGGGUUUUAUUUCAAGAAUAACCACUAGUCUAAGACGUAAAUGUAUUUCUAUUACUGAUAAAAGAGUACAACGAAUGACGGAGUUACUGAAUUGUAUAAAACUGAUAAAGAUGUAUGCAUGGGAGAAACCAUUCGCAAAGAAAAUUUCAGAGAUCCGUAAACAUGAGAGAGGUUACUUAGAGAGGACAGCCUUUGUACAGAGCGUUAGUCAGUCUAUAGCACCAAUGGUUCCUAUUGUUUCUGGAAUUUUUGUUAUAACUGCUCAUGUCAUGACAGGAAAUGACAUCACAGCCACACAGGCCUUUACGCUUGUUGCUAUAUUUAAUGCAAUGAGAUUUUCUCUAGGGGUAAUCCCCUUUGCCAUUAAAGCUUUGUCAGAGGUCAGGGUUUCACUUGACCGAUGUAAGAGUGUGCUGCUGAUGGAAGAAAUCAAAGAAUAUCCCACCAAGAUAAGUAACCCUCAUCAUAUGGUGGUGAUGAAAAAUGCCUCAUUUUCAUGGGAUGUUGAUAACGCAAAUAUAGAAAUAAUAAAAGAUGGCAGAAUUGAUAUAGAAAUAAAAGUUAAUGUUCCAAAUGGAAAAGACAUGUCCAGCAAACAGAGUAUUGAUGAGAAACAGAAACUUCAAGAAGAUACAGAUGAUAACCAGAGCUCAUCUUCUCCUGAUAGAACCCUUCACAAUAUUGACUUUACCUUAGAAAAGGGUAAAAUUAUUGGUGUAUGUGGCAGUGUUGGUAGUGGUAAAAGCUCCCUUAUUUCUAGUAUCCUAGGCAGGAUGAAUUUAGUGGAAGGCAGGAUUGGUGUAAGUGGUAGUCUGGCCUAUGUCUCUCAGCAAGCCUGGAUAAUGAAUGCCACAGUCAAAGAUAAUAUUCUAUUUGAAGAACUUUAUGAUGAAAAAAAAUACAAUGAUGUUAUCCAUGCCUGUUGUUUACAAGAAGAUAUAGAAUCUUUUGUGUCUGGCAGUGAAACAGAAAUAGGUGAGAAAGGUAUAAAUAUGAGUGGUGGCCAGAAGCAGAGGAUCAGUUUGGCCAGGGCUCUGUAUGCAGAUAAAGAUGUAUAUUUAUUGGACGAUCCUUUAUCAGCAGUAGAUAUACAUGUAGGAAGACAUAUCUUUACUGAAUACCUGACUAAAGCCCUCAAAGGGAAAACUGUAAUCUUUGUUACUCAUCAGUUACAGUAUCUGAGUCAAUGUGAUGGAAUAAUUGUGUUAUCUAACGGGAGAAUAACUGAGAGAGGUAAACAUGAUGAACUGAUGGCUAGAAAUGGAGAAUAUGCUAAUCUUAUAACUACAUAUUAUACCCAAGAUGACAACCAGGAUAUUGAGGAUGAUAUCAGAGAAAGAAUUAAUUCCAUCCCAGGAUCACCACAGCCAGUGACCACUAUUAGACAGAGGACAUUUUCUGAUUCUUCACAGAAAUCAGGAUCUCACAGACCCGGGUUUAAUCAGCAGGCCAGUGUCAUGUCUUCCACUAGUAAUAAAGAAGAAAUGAAAAAAGCAGGAAAGCUGAUGGUUGCAGAGGAGAUGGGAAAGGGAAAAGUGACAUUUAGGACAUACUGGGAUUAUAUACAAGCUGCUGGUGGUGUUAUUAUAUCUGGUUUUGCAGUUCUCAUGUUUGUUUUGAAUAUAGGAAUCCAAACUGGCAGUAGCUGGUGGCUAUCGUACUGGUUAGAUCAAGGAGGUGGGAACAUUACCAUACCUUUCCCAGGUAACCUGUCCAAUACAACUAACAUCACAACAGUCACAGUCCUGAGUAGAAACAUAAGGGAUAAUCCUGAUAUGAAUUUUUAUGUUACAGUGUAUGGCCUUUCUGUUAUUGCUAUUGUGUUUUUAAUGCUACUGAGAGCAGUUAUCUUCAUGAAGGUGACUCUGCAUGCUUCCAGUAAUAUGCAUGAUAAUAUUUUUUCCAAGAUUUUAGCUUGUCCAAUGGAAUUCUUCGACACAACGCCAGUUGGAAGAAUUGUUAAUAGAUUUUCUGCUGAUAUGGAUGAAAUUGAUGUGCGUCUACCUGGAAAUAUGGAGAUAUUUUUACAGAAUAUAUUAAUGAUAAUUUUUGCAUUAGUCAGUAUAUCUUAUGUUUCGUCAUGGUUUUUGAUAGCUCUUGUGCCAUUGAUAUUCUUCUUUGUAUUGUUAAACAAAUUAUUUACUGCCUGCAUAAGACAAUUGAAAAGACUUGAUUCUGUAACAAAAUCACCAAUGAUAAGUCAUGUGCAAGCAUCCGUUCAAGGAAUAUCAACCAUUCAUGCAUAUGGAAAAUCCAAUGAAUUUGUAGAUAAAUUUCAUCAUUUAAUUGACACAAAUACGGUUCCAUAUUUCCUGUUCGUUUCAUCCAAUCGGUGGUUAGCUAUACGUCUUGAUAUUAUCAGUGCCUGUGUGAUAGCUGUUACAGGUCUUCUAGUUAUCGUUAAUUAUGAAAGUAUGACUCCAGCUAUGGCAGGCAUGGCACUAGCCUUUUCCAUCCAGAUGACGGGUUUGUUCCAGUUUUCAAUAAGAAUGGCAAUAGAGACAGAGGCCAGGUUUACAUCAGUAGAAAGAUUAAAUCAUUAUUCCAGGGAAGUAGAAUCAGAGGGAGAUUCUAUCAUUGAAGGACAAAGUCCACCCAACAACUGGCCAUCAGAUGGAUGUAUAUCAUUUAAAAAAUUAAAAAUGAAAUAUAGAGACAAUUUACCACUAGCGUUAAAAAGUGUAUCAUUUGAUGUUCUUCCUCAAGAGAAGGUUGGAAUAGUUGGUCGAUCGGGAUCAGGGAAGUCAUCACUAGGUGUUGCCUUAUUUAGACUGGUUGAACCAGACUCAGGAAGCAUAUCUAUAGAUAACCUAGACAUAUCUACAAUAGGUCUCCAUGAUCUGAGAAGUAAGCUAGCCAUCAUACCACAAGACCCUGUUUUAUUUGUUGGAACUAUUAGAUAUAACCUGGAUCCCUUUCAAGAACAUAAAGAUUCAGAUUUAUGGGAAGCAUUAGAGAAGUGUCACAUAAAAGAUACAAUAGCUGCUUUAGAUUCUCAAUUGGACUCUACAGUUGUUGAAAAUGGAGAGAAUUUUUCUGUAGGAGAGAGACAGCUAAUGUGUUUAGCAAGAGCUUUAUUGAGACAUAGUAAGAUAUUGAUUUUAGAUGAAGCUACAGCAGCAAUAGAUACAGAAACAGAUUCGUUUGUACAAACCACAAUAAAAGAAGCAUUUUCAGACUGUACAAUGUUAAUUAUAGCACACAGAUUAAACACUGUACUUAGCUGUAAUAGAAUAUUAGUCAUGGAGGAUGGUCGGGUUGUGGAGUAUGAUUCACCAUCUUCAUUAACAGCUAAUCCUAAAUCUAAAUUUAAAAUGAUGUUAGAUGCAGUAGAGAGUCAGCAAUGUAUGUCGUAACAGAAGGACAAACAUUUUGUGGUUGGUUUAUAGUUCAGCUGUUAAUGUCAUCUAAUACACCAUACCAUUCAGAGAACAAUCCAUUGGUACUGUUGGUUUUAUCCCCUUAAUGAGGGGAGAUAAUUUACUAUAAAAUGCAGCAUUGAUUAUACAUGUAGAUUGUACUGCCAGUUGUUAGUUAUUGUUAUAAUAUCUUACUUUGUGGUUCUGAUUUUAAAGCUUUUGUUAUUUUAUUAUUUUAUUAAUGGCGUAGUUGUACUCAGGCUUCAUUGAUGUUUCUUUCUUUCUAUCUAUCUUAUUGUUUGUUUAAGUUUCUUGAUAAAGGUAAAGGAAGGAUAUGACACAAAAUACCUACAUGUACUUCACAAAUUGAUGUUUCUUUCUUUCUAUCUAUCUUCUUGUUUGUUUAAGUUUCUUUAUAAAGGUAAAGAAAGGAUAUGACACAAAAUAUCUACAUGUACUCCACAAAUCGCAAUGCAAAGGAACAAUGGUUUUAAUGCUGUUCUUCAUCUCAGAGUAGCAGUGAUAUCACCGUUAUUUAUUUCAUGACAAUUUUAGUAGUAAUUAACAUGGUCAAACUUGUGCCAAGAUAAAAUCGCCACUAGAAUUUCCCUGUAACUAAAUAUUUUCUGUAAAUUAUUAAAUAGAUCAACAAAUUCAUAUCACAUUUAGCAUGACAUGUACAUCUUCCUUUAUUCAGUGUUUUGUUGAGUUGACAAAUUUUUUUGAUUGCCUUCCUCUUCCAUUUAUUAGGUUUUACUAUUCACUAUAGAAUAUCUUAAGUAAUUUCAUUUAGCAAUUAAGUUUCCCUUUUUCUCUUUUGUUUUAUAUACAGUAUUGUAUUUAGAUUUGAUUUUUUUUCUGGUUACCCAGGAGGUAAUGAAACAUGAUUUUAUUAUUUGAGAAAAAAAUAGAUUUAAGCGGUGAUUUUAAAAUAAUUUGAUGAAAACUAUAACAAUGUAAUCUUUAUGUGUUCACUUUGUUUUUGAAAUGAAAUAAGUAACAGUAGAUUAAAAAAAAAAUGUUGAUGACUAAUUAUGUGUUAUUGUGUAAAUUGGAAACAAAAAUAACGGGUUGUUAUGUAUUUAUAUAUACAGAUUUGGUAUAAAUAUAUAUAUACAUAUAUAUAUUACUACAUUUCUAUUUUUAGAACAUAUUAAAUGAGUUGCAUGUUCAUUGAAAUGAUUUUUUAUGAUGAUGGAGCAUUAUAUUUUGUUCUUUCAAUUUUUUUACAAUAAAGAAGUAAAAACAUCGUA